Molecule: messenger RNA, 1483 nt
Organism: Peromyscus maniculatus bairdii (prairie deer mouse)
Lineage: Eukaryota; Metazoa; Chordata; Mammalia; Rodentia; Cricetidae
Source: RefSeq, a predicted model, not a curated record
GGCUGCAAGCCUCAAAUGGGUACUUUACUCCUCAUCAUGUUUUAUCUCAUGCCUUGUUUGUCCUCAACCAUCUAAAUACUAAUGACAAAGGACUCACUGCAGCCCUAAUCCAUUGGGAUCGUGAGUUCCACAGUACACCUCUGCCAUUGGUGUAUUAAAAAGAUUUAUUAUCUAACACAUGGAAGGGACCAGAUGUUCUCAUAACCGCGGGACGAGGGUAUGCUUGUGUCUUUCCACAGGAUGCCGAUUCCCCUAUCUGGAUCCCGGAUCGCCUUAUCCAACCUACAGAGGGAGAAAAGAAGGCGCAAGCGCCUCCAAAAAAAACAACAAAGGAAACUGCUGACAAAAAUAAAGAAGAUGCAACUCGGCGGCGGCGGCGAGAAAAUAAAAAUGACUUGGUCGCAGAUUCAGCUUCUAACUCGGGACGCAAAGAAGCUACUGAUUGAGCAGGGAAAACCCCUCACCGCUUCAUUUUAUUUCACUGCCUUUUUGUCUUUGCUCUUUGCUCCGCUACCAGUAGCUCAGGGAGUUUCCUUUUGGGCGUAUGUUCCUAAUCCCCCAAUCAUUCAGCCAGUGGGAUGGUUAGAUCAAAAACCCAUCAAAAUGUUGACAAAUGAUUCAGUCAGAUUGGGUGGAGCUCAAGAUUCUGACGCUCAAAACAGCUCCUCCUCUCUUGUAAACUUUAAAGGCAAAGCAGAUUCACUACCAAUCUGCCUGACGCUGCAAGGGAAAGUGCCUUACGGCUGCUUUCCUACAUCUUAUAGAACCUUCCUGACUGACGGUCCAGACAAGGCGAGUGCUGUACAACAGGACGUGUUCGAGCUUCAUUUUAAAAACAGAAAAGGGGGAACUGCUACGCCCACAGCUGUGACACCUGUGUAGCUGUAACAAAGCUUAAAAGCUUGCCGCUGUACUAGAGUCUGGCAACAAAAGGGCUGAGAUUAAAGCUUCCUGGAGCGAGACCUCAGGCAGUUUCCCCAAGUCCAACGGUCGUCAUGCGGCCUGAGGAUCUCAGGGCAACAGUCCUUGUUUACACUAAUCAUGCUUUUUCUCUGUAUGUCUUUUCUAUGUUGUGGGGAGUGAAUCAUAAAAAAAAAGAAACAACUUUAAAAUGAUUUGCCUUUCAUGGAAAGGCUAGCCAGGACUAAAAAGCCUUGGUGCCUUCAUAGUAAAAAAAAAAAGUCAACAGAUCAUAAAAAAUAUAAAACCAGCCCUAAGGUAUUGAUAUAAAAGGGUAUAUAACAACUAAAAGGAUAAAUGAAUAUAUAAAAAUGAAAAAAAAAAUAAAUAAAAUUAUACAAAAAGUAUUUAAAGGGUGACUUGAACCUUGGCUGGUAAACGUCUGGUUUUCACAGAUGUGGUCUUUGACGCGAGACAGAUUUCACAAAAUUCUGAGAUCAUGCCCUUAAACAACAACCACAAUAAACGCCAAGCUGCGAAAAUGAUACACAAAAAUAGAUACUAAAGUACUUUGCUAUUGUCU